This is a messenger RNA of Pisolithus orientalis, 1101 nucleotides long. RefSeq lists its product as uncharacterized. Bases 1 to 1101 code for a protein of 366 amino acids. The record is from RefSeq and is a predicted model, not a curated record. The transcript is spliced from 6 exons. Lineage: Eukaryota; Fungi; Basidiomycota; Agaricomycetes; Boletales; Pisolithaceae.
AUGAACAUGGAUCCCACUGACAGGAAACUCAGCCUGCAUGCCUUCUUGAAGAUUUUUACUGCCAACGACAUAGCGGCGUCAAAGGCUAUGGCGCUUGCAAACAAGGCAUUCAAGAAAUUCAACACGCCGACGAGAUUGUCCCAGCUUGACGACACAAGGUUGAUUGUGUUGGGAGUGGAGGAUAGAGAGCUGCGUAAGUCCAUCUUGGCAGCCAUACGCGAGGCCGGAUAUACGAAAUCAGGAACGAGGACUCAAUCACCCGCUGUACAAGACACGGCUACAAGCCCCAGGAAGAAGCGCAGGUAUGACAGUGAUCUGAACGAACCGCUGCAGGAAUCCUCGUUUGAUGAGGCCUCCACGUACGGGAACCUGGAGUUUGGGGAAAUAUUGGAUGAGGGGAUUUUGAGGAGCAAGACUGUGGUAGUCAAUCGCGCCCCGGUCAUGACAGCAUGGGCUAUGACUGUGGCCGAAAGGCUCGGUUUCGACAGAGAGGAAUCUCUAAGCAUCGCGUCCGUGUACACAGAAGCGAAUGCGGUCUCCAAGGGUGCCUCAUUAGGGGUCAUUGAGGAAACAAGGAAGAAAGCCACUGAAACACUUCCAGAAGGCGAGCAGCCAUACGUUGAUCUGAUGGGCCGGCGUCCACUAUACCAAACUCGCGCGUCCAAAUGGUUGGCUCUUUCGGGAGGCUCACCUGCCUUGCCCAGCAUAGCGUUUUCAUAUAUUUCUCGUUCGUUCCGGCAGGCGACCCCAUAUGUAAUGGGAUCUUUGCGUCUCCUGGCAGAAAGCUACUCUCCGCAGAAGCUCAACGAAUUAGGAUACUCACUUUACGCUGAUUUCAGACCUGCCGUAGAUGGUUGGGGGAAGCGGGGUGAACUUCGAUGCAUUUGGUUAUUGUCUUUGAGGGAAAGCGGUGCUCCCGAGUUAGAUUCCGAGACAUCGGGCGUUGCAUCAGGGUCCUCGAACAAGCUUCAAGUGAGCACGACGCAGCCACAGCAGGCCCGCGCGUGUCCAGCAAAAAAAGAUAACUUGCUUUCGCUGGAGGAAUACGAGGCUACUGUAGAUGCAGGUUUUGAUGGUAUAGAUCUUAGUCACCUUCCAUGA